UCUGCAGGAAGCUGUUAGUCUAAGAUUGUACUGUUCACUGAGCAUGCUCAGUUCAACCUAAACUGUCACAGUUCAACAUGUGUGACAGUAAAUGUUUGACUGGAGUGUUUGUGGUCAGAGUUUAGUCCUUCAGGAGCCUUGCAAUCGUGCACAAUGACUUCAGCAGGAGGAGGAUCGUCCAUGCAGGUCCACGCGGUCCGGUUCGGCCCGGGUCAGGAGCUGUUUGGGUCUCUGCAGGCUUUUGUGGAGGAGAGGCAACUCAGGGCGCCGUUCAUCAUCACCUGCGUGGGCAGCGUCACCAAGGCCACACUGCGGCUGGCCAACGCCACGGCCUCAAACACAAAUGAGGUGAUCCACCUCAGCGGCCGGUACGAGAUCGUCUCCCUCGUCGGUACACUGAACCCAGAGGCCCACCUCCACAUCUGCCUGGCGGACGCAGAGGGCCACACGGUCGGAGGUCACGUGCUGGGAGACCUGGAGCUGUUCACCACGGCCGAGGUGGUUGUCGGCGAGGCGGACGACCUGCUGUUCGCCAGAGAGAUGGACGACAGGACGGGCUUCCCUGAGCUGGUCGUUAAACCGCGUUCACAGGGCGAGAGCAAGGAUCCCACGGGUCCUUGAAAGUUUGUCUGGGAUCUUUGGAAAAAAACGGCUAUUCUCAUGAAUAAAAAUAUAAAAGAUUCUUACAUUUGUAACAGUAGACAACUCUGAUCCACAACUAUGCUGUACUGAACUGAAAUAUAUGAGCUUUAAACAUUCUUAAAAAGUC
Messenger RNA from Acanthopagrus latus (yellowfin seabream), 769 nucleotides. Its product is annotated as bifunctional protein GlmU-like. The transcript has 3 exons. Bases 154 to 621 code for a protein of 155 amino acids. The record is from RefSeq and is a predicted model, not a curated record. NCBI's taxonomy places the organism in Eukaryota, Metazoa, Chordata, Actinopteri, Spariformes, Sparidae.